Messenger RNA from Aspergillus pseudotamarii, 439 nucleotides. RefSeq lists its product as uncharacterized. Lineage: Eukaryota; Fungi; Ascomycota; Eurotiomycetes; Eurotiales; Aspergillaceae. The transcript has a single exon. The coding region runs from base 118 to 396 and encodes 92 amino acids. The record is from RefSeq and is a predicted model, not a curated record.
AGUGAUACUUGGUGAAGCUAUCAACUCCAUAUUUCGAUGGUAUAGGAAGGCUACAAUCUGUUAUGCCUAUCGUGCUGAUGUCACGGUAGGUGGACUUCUCCCGGUAGCAAGAAAAAUAUGAAACUAUUACGGAUGACCGAAAAGGCAGCUGGUAUCCCUCGUUCGUUCCUACGAGGGACAACCGCAUUGACGGAUACGUGUAUCGCACAACGCAUGUCCUGGGCUUUAAAAAGGGGGUCUAGCCUAGAUCAGAGUCUCAGAGCAAGAAUUAAAUCUGUUGGUAGUAGUGGGAGAAGCUCUUUAUCAAAUAGCUUCGAUUUCCUUUAUAAACUCCUCAAGGGCAAUUCUCUCCUAUUCAACUUUGGAGAGAAACUUGGGCUGUGUAUAUUGAACUAGAACUCCUUCGAUAUUACAAUUCCAAUGAUCUACGGCGAGGAUG